This is a messenger RNA of Trichechus manatus latirostris (Florida manatee), 5072 nucleotides long. RefSeq names its product salt inducible kinase 1 (gene SIK1). The record is from RefSeq and is a predicted model, not a curated record. Gene Ontology annotation, molecular function: protein serine/threonine kinase activity; ATP binding. The transcript has 13 exons. Gene Ontology annotation, cellular component: cytoplasm. NCBI's taxonomy places the organism in Eukaryota, Metazoa, Chordata, Mammalia, Sirenia, Trichechidae. Bases 625 to 3015 code for a protein of 796 amino acids. Gene Ontology annotation, biological process: intracellular signal transduction; protein phosphorylation.
GGCGGCCGGUGGGUGUGGGAGGGGGAUCUGCGCGCUAGGGGUCCGGGGCCGGAGUGGAGCCAGCUGCGGGCGGCGGGUGUAGGAGGGGGACUGCUGCACACCCCGAUAGGGAGUCCGGGAGUUCGGAGUGGAGCCGACCGCGGGCGACGGGGAGCGGGUGUGGGAACUGAUCUACACGCCCCGCGCCCGGAUAAGGGAGUCCGGGAGCCGGAGUAGAACCGACCGCGGGCGGCGGAAAGCGGGUGUAGGUUGGGGUUUUCGCGCCCCGCAAAGGUGGCCUGGGGGCCGGAGUGAAACCGACCGCAGGCGGAGGGGAGGAGGUGUGAGAAGGGGUCUACGCGCCCGGCGUCCGGCCGUGAAGUCCGGAGUGGGUCCGGCUGCGGGCUGUGCGCUCGCCGUGGAGGGGCGAGGCGAGGCGGGCGCGGGGCAUCCAAGACGGGAAUGCGGGCGCGGGGGCCUCGGGUGAAGGGCCCGGGUCGGGGGGUUCAGGCGCGGGAGCGCUGGGCAUUGGGGUUUCGGAGGCAAGGAAUCCAGUAGCGGGGGCUUCGGGCACGGGCGUCCGGGUCGGCCGGUUGUUGAACGCGCCUUCCUCCCACCUGUCCGGCAGGUGCGGCCGCUUGAACCAUGGUGAUCAUGUCGGAGUUCAGCGCGGCGGCCGCGGGCUCAGGCCAGGGCCAGCAGAAGCCCCUCCGGGUGGGCUUUUACGACAUCGAGCGAACCCUGGGCAAAGGCAAUUUCGCGGUAGUGAAGCUGGCCCGGCACCGAGUCACCAAAACCCAGGUUGCAAUAAAAAUAAUCGAUAAAACAAGAUUAGAUCCAAGCAAUUUGGAGAAAAUAUAUCGAGAGGUUCAGAUUAUGAAGCUUUUGAACCAUCCUCAUAUCAUAAAACUUUAUCAGGUUAUGGAAACCAAGGACAUGCUUUAUAUUGUCACCGAGUUUGCAAAAAAUGGAGAGAUGUUUGAUUAUCUGACCUCCAAUGGGCACCUGAGUGAGGAGGAAGCACGGAAGAAGUUCUGGCAGAUCCUGUCGGCCGUGGAGUACUGCCACAGCCACCACAUUGUCCACCGGGACCUCAAGACCGAGAACCUGCUGCUGGACAACAACAUGGACAUCAAGCUGGCAGAUUUUGGAUUCGGGAACUUCUACAAGUCAGGAGAGGCCUUGUCCACGUGGUGUGGGAGCCCCCCGUAUGCCGCCCCGGAGGUCUUUGAAGGGAAGGAGUACGAAGGUCCCCAGCUCGACAUCUGGAGCCUCGGGGUUGUGCUGUACGUACUGGUCUGCGGCUCACUGCCCUUCGACGGGCCCAACCUGCCCACCCUGCGGCAGCGCGUACUGGAGGGCCGCUUCCGCAUCCCCUUCUUCAUGUCCCAAGACUGCGAGUCCCUGAUCCGCCGCAUGCUGGUGGUGGACCCUGCCAAGCGCAUCACCAUCGCCCAGAUCAAGCAGCACCGGUGGAUGCAGGCGGAGGCCGCGCUGCCGCAGCCCCCCUCCCUGGCCUUUGCCGCGCACAACUACAACUCCAACCUGGGCGACUACAACGAGCAGGUGCUGGGCAUCAUGCAGAUGCUGGGCGUUGACCGGCGGAGGACCGUGGAGUCACUGCAGAAUAGCAGCUACAACCACUUCGCGGCCAUCUAUUACCUCCUCCUGGAGCGCCUGAAGGAGUACCGGAGCUCCCAGCCGCCAGCCCGCCCAGGGCCCACCCGGCAGCCCAGGCCCAGGAGCUCCGAUCUCAGCGGUUUGGAGGUGCCCCAGGAGGGCCUCACUGGUGACCCCCUCUGCUCGCCCCUGCUAUGCCCGCAGCCCCAGACCCUGGCACAGUCCGUCCUGCAGGUUGAGAUGGACUGUGACCUCAGCACCUCACUGCAGCCCUUGUUCUUCCCGGUGGAUGCCAACUGUGACGGAAUGUUCCGGUACCGCUCCGUCUCCCCCAGCAGCGUGCUUGACACAGCCAUCAGCGAGGAGGCCAGGCACGGCCAGGGCCUGGAGGAGGAGCUGAAGGCGCAGAAGCCCCUACCGAGCAGCACGGGCCGACGGCACACGCUGGCCGAGGUCACCGCCCACUUCUCCCCACACACCCCUCCAUGCAUUGUCAUUUCGUCCUUCUGUGCCACAGCAGCCGGCCCAUCCGAAGGAACCAGCUCUGACAGCUGCUUGACUUUCUCGGCAAGCGACGGCCCCGCGGGGCUCAGCAGCGUGGCCGCCCAGGGGCUGGGGGGCACCUGCUCGCCUGUCCACGUGGCUGCGCCGUGCCUGGGGGCCCAGUCCGCCACCCCAGUCCUGCAGGCACAGGGGACCCUGGGCUGCACUGUCCCGCUCCCUGUCAGCUUCCAGGAAGGACGGAGGGCCUCGGACACCUCGCUUACCCAAGGGCUGAAGGCUUUUCGACAGCAGCUGAGGAAGAACGCCAGGACCAAAGGGUUUCUGGGGCUGAACAAGAUCAAGGGGCUGGCCCGCCAGGUGUGUCAGGCCUCCUCCUCCAGCCGGGCCCCGCGGGGUGGCCUGAGCCCCUUCCCGCUCCCUGCACAGAGCGCUGGCCCAUACGGCAGCGGGGGCAGUGGCCGGGAGAGCCGGAACCUUCUGGAAGAGGUGCUCCACCAGCAGAGGCUGCUCCAGUUACAGCACCACCCGGCGGCCCAGCCCGGCUGCCCACAGGCGCCCCCGCUGCCCCAGGCUCCCUAUGUCCUCGCCCCGUGUGACAGCUCUGGCGUCCCUCCACUCUCCAGCACUCUCCUGGUGUCGGGACUUCAGAAGGAGCUGGUGCUGGGGCCUGGCCCGCUCCUGCCACCCCAUCUCUUCCGGGCUGCUGCCUCCCCCACGGCCUCAGCGGCCCAGCUUCUGGACGCCCACCUGCACAUCAGCUCCACCGCAACACCCCUGGCCCCCGCCGUGACCCCACAGCCCCGCUUCGCUGUGCUGCCCCCCGGAUUCGAGCCCGCUGGGCUGGUGCAGGGAGACUGCGAGAUGGAGGAUCUGACCGCGGGCCAGCUGGGCACCUUCGUGCUCGUGCAGUGAGGGCGCACACCCAGCUCCCGCUGGCACCCGCCGCCACCGACUCUUCGAAGCAAUAAUUUCAGAGUAUGUGAAGACGUUUUCAGACUCAAAGCCAAUAACUUUCUGGAAGCGAAACAAGCAAUACGUUAGGUGUUUGGGCUUUUUCGUUGAUUUUUCAUCUGCUUUCCUUUUUUCUUGCACUGAACAAUUUUGAGUAUGAGUAGGGACUGGAAACUUCCAGAAGAAAAAUAAUAACCGAGGGGGUGUGUUGUUGGGGUGGGUGGACGGGCAGGGCGGGGAAAGAGGGAAGGCUGGGAUGGAGGGAGGACGGGGCUCUGCUGGUCCGGCCCUUGCCUACCGUGAGUGGGGGCGACUUUGGAGAUGGCAGUGUGGGGCUGAAACAGGGGCGCCGUUGAGCACGGGCUCAUGGAAGGGUGUGGGGUGGUUACCUCUGAGGAGAUGGUGGCAUGAACCAUGCGUCCAUGGGACAGAAGUGGGCGUCGCUGGGCAUGUGUGCACGUGGGCGCACGUUGGUUGUAUCUUUUUUUUUUAGGUAGGUCACAAUCCUACAUUUCCUGAAACAUUUAUGCUUUAAAUGAAAACUGUGAACUUUCUGCUUCAUCUGUCAGUUUUUGAAAAGCUCAAAUAGCCCAGGAGAGGAUGAUUGACAAACUCUUGGAAUUCUCUCCCCUGAAGUCAGAACCCCAGAGUAUAGUUAUUUUUUUAAUUGUCUUUGGUGAGAAGUUUAUAACCUGCUCACGGAUUGGUUUUCCAGGAGUUGUCCGAGGAGCCACCGGAAGGAGCGGUGGGGCUGGGGGCUCCGCUCUCGCGGUCACUUGGCCGGAAACCCCUGCGCCUUCAAGGAGUCGGAGGGGCAUUCUCUUCAUGCUGCAGAUUUUAUUUCCGCUGCUAAUUACGCUUUUAUGCAUUUCAUUAUCAGGGUCCAAAACGAACAACCGACUCUGGGGGGAGCGUGCAAUAUCGCGAGGCUACGAUUGUACAGACCGAGACGGGAGAAUUGGGGUGACAGACCCCACCCCUCUGGGCCAGGACCUGAUGGGUCCUGAGCGUUUGGCUUUUGUUCAAGGAAAAUGAGAUGUCCAGGUCAGCGUUUUUAAAGCCUUUUUCGUUUUUUUUUAAAACACUGUAUAUGUAUAUAAAUAGGAUACAAAUACACACUACUUAUUUUUUAUAUUUUUUACUACACUUUUGUGUUUCUGGUUUCAAUUUCCCCCUCUGGUAGUGUUCAGAUACGUUCUCGUGAGCACCUGUUCCGUGUUCAGGGGGGCCGCGGGGUGCCUUCCCCUCAGAGCACCGGGGGGCAGAGGCGGCAGCGUACCUAGGUAAACUCACAGAGGGGCUCCGUCAGUCCAAAAGCCUCUUUGGAAUUCAGAAGGAAAAGUGUUCUGUGUGGCCAGGUCCCCUCCCUUUGCCUCAUCCAGGUGCCUUCAGAUUCCUUUGGCUUCUUACAACCUGCAGUAUUAAACAGAGCUCACUAGGGAAGGGAGAAGAAAGGCAGCAGUUUUGAAAAGCCAAAGACUGACCGAGUUACUGAGGGUCACGAGGACGGAUGAGUGGCCGCUGACACCAGUGGUGCCGUGACCCUGGCUGACUCAGAUCUGCACGCCUGUGUCUCUCCUAUCGGCCAAGUUUGCUGCUACUGUUAACCGCGGCUGCUGUGUGGCUGCGUCAAAGGUUCAGGGCCAAGGACCAGCCCUUGUGGAUGGCCCUGGUGCCCGGCCACAGAGAAAACACCAAAGUCUCCCACUAACUUACAAAGACGUUCCCAGAACUGGAGAGAGACCCUCCACCCUCCUGGGCAGCCCGGCCCCAUGCCUUCCUUCUUUCAGAGGUAGCACAACUGAUUCCAACACAGAACAUUGUUCUCCUUUUUUAAAAAUAAUUUCUCUUCCCGUGCCGGAGAUCAAAGGCCUCAGAAACCGUUGUGUGUUUCCUCUUUCAAGCAACAACAAGCACUUUACUUUCAUAGUAUUUUUGUUUUGUUUUGUUUCUUAUUGCUGUAGAACCUCUUGGAGGACAGGAGCGCCGUGUUUUCGUUUCUUGGUUUUUUUUUUUUU